This is a messenger RNA of Paramecium sonneborni, 380 nucleotides long. Lineage: Eukaryota; Ciliophora; Oligohymenophorea; Peniculida; Parameciidae. The record is from the annotation of a GenBank genome assembly.
AUGAGACUUUAAAUUUUGCCUAAUGAGGAUAAUGAUAAUACUUAUUAUAAUUCAAUAAUAUAAUCGAUAAUAUCAAAAUUGAAGUCCCACCAUUUAUAAAUUCAAAUUUGCUGCCUUAUAUUAAAGUCAUUUAAAAUUGGGUUUGGUUAAUAAAAAAAUUAUAUUUUUUAAUAAAUGAAAGACCAUAGCGAAGAAACAUAAUCUAUAAUUUAUUAAUGGAAGCGCAAAAGAAUUUACAAAAGAAAAGUAGCGACAUAAUUAAUAUCAUUCUCAGAUGAUUAAGAAUUGAGAAAUCAUAAAAAAUUACUCGCUUAGAAAAUACUUUCUAAUAUAAAGAAUAAAUUAUAUUGGAAUUGAACCUUAAUUAUGGUAGAGUGAAC